Messenger RNA from Mus caroli (Ryukyu mouse), 1276 nucleotides. It is a transcript of the gene Sap25, whose product is annotated as Sin3A associated protein 25. The record is from RefSeq and is a predicted model, not a curated record. Gene Ontology annotation, cellular component: cytoplasm; nucleus. Gene Ontology annotation, biological process: regulation of DNA-templated transcription. NCBI's taxonomy places the organism in Eukaryota, Metazoa, Chordata, Mammalia, Rodentia, Muridae.
UCAGGUGUGUGCCUGCCUGUCCAUGAAUGCGCGAGCUUUUCGGGGACCUGAGUCCUCUACUGUGAGUCCCAGUGUAGACUGCUAUAUUUCUGUGCCUGGCAGAGGAGCAUUGCCGGCACAAGUGCCCCGUGCCUCUGCCGCCAGGGGGAGCCCUUGAGAACCUGGUGGGAGCGUGCCACGUGGCUGAAGAAACGCUGGCGCAGGCGUCGUGGCGACACCUCUGAGGUGGGCUAGGACUUGGGCGCUCAUGUAGUCAGGGCCGCGCGCAAGCGCAAGCACGGCGGUGGGUAUUGCCUGGUGCUUCACCAGACGCAGGAUGUUGCCUUGGCUUGGGCCAUGGGCCACAGGCCAGGAGGAGGCAACAGAGGGGCUAGGCCUCCCCACCGGCAGUGGUCACGGAGAGGCCUUGAGCUCUGGAGAGGAAACCAUGAAGGAGCAAGAAACGCCUGUGCAGGACAGCUCACAGCCCCAGGCCCUCAGCCCAUCUGAGCCAGGAAGAAAGCAGCUGCCGCCUUCCAGGCACCUGGCUACUGAGCCGACUGCAGAAGCCUCAGUACCUCUUUCUCCCCGGGUGACCUCCCAGGUCACCCCCUCAAGGAUGACUCCACUGCCACUUCGGGAUCCCAGCCACCAGGCUAAUGCAGGACCUCAGCUGGUGGGGCCCAGCUGUGGGCCAGGGGUAUCUUUGUCUAAUAGGACACUGUGCCAUCCUUCCUGGCCUAUGUAUGAUAACUGGGGCAGGAGCCCAACCACCUCAGGACGUCCAGAGGAAGAGCAGGUGGUGUCUAAGGAUACAGGGGUCCCGGUGAGAAACUAUGAAGAUGUCUUUCUCUUGGAUCCUCUACUACCAUGUGGGCAGCGUGUUCCCCUAAUCCUGUCCAAGCCCCCUCAGCAGGCAAUGGACUCCAGGAAGCUGCUGCUCCCACCACCCAUCAUGUCGCCCUCUGUGCAUCCCUCCUCAUCCCAGGCCUGCUCCUCCACCUGGCUCAGCGAGGCAGAGAUGAUCGCCCUUGCUGGUCUGCUGCAGAUGAGCCAGGGAGAGCAGGCACCCAACACUGUGGCAAGCUCUCUGCCUUCCACCAGAUGCCCAGACCCUGUCUCUGUCUCUGAAGACCCAGGUCCCAGUGGUGACCAGAGCUGUUCUGGGAGUACUGACACAUAGACCAUAUAGUACCCCAAUAACCACAGUCCAUAGUGUACCCUGCCCCCCUCUCCUCCACAGGUGCUUCUCCCCCAAGCUGUUUUGUUGACAAUAAAUCAGAGUUUGCAAACCAGG